GGAACAUUUUGCUCACCAGAUCCAAUGUUCUCUAACUUUUCAGCCUUUCCGCAUUGAAAACGGUGUUACCUCACUUCGCUUAAUAGGCGCAGGGUCAGAUAUGGUGUAUACAUUGGCACAUUCGACAUAAGUGAACAUGUUCUGAGACUUGUGAAUCACCUUGAGUAUAUAUAUCAACCUCAACGCGGAACGAAAGCCUUGACUCAGUACUAUGCAAACCGACAUCAUCGUCUUCAUUGAGAAGAUGAAAGGCUACAUGCGAUAUACAGUGGCAGCUGACUUACCGGAGAUUGUGGCUGAAAAUCAUUUCUAUACGGAAACCCAGCAUUCUGGUGCGAUCAAGGGGGGCCCAAGCUCCGCAGUCUCAUCAGCAAAUUCAUCCCACCACGGGUCCUUGUCGGCACCACCGUCCUUUCCAUAUGGUCAUCUUUACCUACAACACUCACAGAGUAAUGGACGAAUAUCGAAUUCGAAUGACACCAUAAUCCAGCUGUCGCGCAGUCAACAUGAAGGGCAUGAUGACUUCCAACCCCAGAUCUGGCAAGAGAUUGAGAGAAGGCGGAAGGCCGAUCAUAUCAUUGACAGGAUCACCAACCCCAAAACAAAGCAACAAGCUAGGAUCCGUGAAGAAACGAACCGGUCAAGGUGGGCCAAACGCACCGGUGUAUCUGGAAUCUAAGCAAGAGGAAGCGUGGAUGAAGCUUCAUUCCCUGGACUCGUGAAAUAAACUCAGGUGCCACUCUAUAACUUCACAUUGUACGCAAUGUCUAUACAAUCUCAGGGUUUUUCUCGACGGUUCGCUUUACUCAGUAACACCUGGCAGAUGGUGCCUGCAGGCAGUGUUAACGACUCAGAGUUUUUAAUUGGUUUUAAAGCUCUUCCGACUCAUGAGGUCCGUCGGCUUCAGUUGUUGGCUAGCACCAGCCGACCAGGCUUGUGAUGCGUAUUGUUUUCACAAACCAUCGACAUCGACUCAGGUUUCCAAGAGGCAAUUUGAACAUUAUUUACCGUCACUGUGGUGUCUGUUGUAUGUUAAGAUACGUAUGCGAAGGAUCGUGUCUAGGUUUUGGCCUGUUGGAGACAAGGAUGAUCGAUCUUGGAUGCCAUUGUGUAUUUACAUUGGUGGAGGAUUGGGAACAGCUGGGCCACAGACCUGCGCGACAACUGUGGCUGGUACCCACCGCCUCUGGGGAAAGGAAAGCUUACGAGAUCUCCGGACAUUACUAACAUAACAUUUGAAAGAUUUGCAUUAUACCAGAUGUUGCGGACGAAAAGACUGCUCAGUCUCGGCUUAUGCCCGGCACCGAGGGAAUUGUUUCUCAAAUGUGGGGUUGCGCACAACUACCGACAAUGGAGGGGUUAGGUUAUUUCAAACUUCGAAGACAUUGAGAGGUCGAGUUUCUGC
Molecule: messenger RNA, 1405 nt
Organism: Cladophialophora immunda
Lineage: Eukaryota; Fungi; Ascomycota; Eurotiomycetes; Chaetothyriales; Herpotrichiellaceae
Exons: 2
Coding region: 212-679 (155 amino acids)
Source: RefSeq, a predicted model, not a curated record